AUGUCUACAACUCAAAAUCAAACACAAAGCUAUUAAUCAAACUACCAAGAAGGAUAUAAAACUCGCGGCUACAAUUAGAACUAUGACCGCAGAGGAGGAUAUUACAACGAUAGAAAGCAAGUUGACUACGAUAGAAGUUAUACUGAUAGAAGAUACAACAACUAUAACAAUAAUAGAUAGGGAAACUAUGACAAUGGUGCAUCUAACUAUAAUAAUGAAUAUCAAGGAACUAGAGGUGGUAACAAUUACUACAAAGAUGACCACUACGCGACACAAAGCAGAUAGUAACAACAAUAAGAAGAUGAGUAUUACACUGAUGAGGAGCCAGUUGAGGAGUCUGAUGAUGAGCAGCUUACUGAUGAUCAAAAGAAGUUCAUUUAGCAAAAGCAAUACUAGUAUAAGAAUGCUGCACCAGUGUUCAAGGCUGAAGAUGUGCAUAAGAUUUGCAUUGAUUUUGACUUUGAGGAGGAGAAGAUCGAUGAGUAUUUGAAAGUUUAUGAGAUAGAAGAAAAAUACAAGGGUAUUCCUGCCUACGAAUGGCAUUAGACUCAGACUAAGGAACAGAAAGCACAAGAUAGAAGAAAGAAAUUGCUAGAAGCUGAGAGGAAAAAGAGAUAGGAGGAGAGACUAAAGUAAAUAUAGGAGGAGAGAGAACGCCGUAAAGUAGAAAGGGAGGAGAAGCGUCUAGCCUAUCUUGAGAGAAAGAAGAAAUUCGAGGAGGAAAGAGAAAGACGCAGAGCUGAGUUGGAGGAAAAACAAAAGACAUAACCUCAAACUCAAACAACCUAAAAUACUUAUGCUCUUAAACAAGGAUCAAAGACUCUCGUUUUCAAAAAGAAGGGUCUAACUGAGGAAGGAUAAGAAGUGUCACCAAGUUAACAGCCAGAAUAGGAGCAGACUGAGGCUAGACCAGCUAGAGGUGGAAGAUACCAAGCCAGAGGUUAAAGAGGAGGUAAGGCUCAGUAUCAAGCUAAGCCUAGAUAUCAACCAAAAGCUAAACCAGAAGAGCAUAUCCAGCAAGAUGAAUCCUAAUUAGACUAGGUUGCUAACAACUAACAUCAGUCUCAAAAUCACAAAGAAGAAAAUUACUAAAACCAUUAGGAAAAUAAUCACUAAACUCAUCAUUCAGUGCAAGCCAACUAAUAGGAUGAUGUUGAGGAAGAACCAGAGGAAUAAGCUCACAAGCAGGCAGAGGUUGAUUCAGAUCAAGAAGAUACCAAUGAUCUACUUAGAAAGGCUGCUAAUGCUGGAAAAGACUAGUUAGAUUCAUUUACACCAUCAAAGACUCAAACUCCACAAAAGCAUAAUCAUCAAGAGCAGGAGAGAGUAAAUGUUACCUAAUAACUCUAAAAUCUAUAAGUAAACUCAACUGCUCAAGUUUAAGUUUCAUAACCAUUACAUACCGCACAUCACUAGCAAAUGAACUAUCUUCCUACACAAACUCAACAAACAGCUUCAAAUGUCACGUCCUCUUAGCAAUAUGGUCAAACUUAAGACUCAAGCCUAGGGCAACAAGAUUUGAGCCAACAAUAUUUAUCCAAGGAGUAAUAGCUCUUCCUCAUUCACUAAAUGAACCUUCAAUAGCAGAUGAUUCAGCAAAUGCAGCAAUAGCUAUUGAUCUAAUAGCAAUGGGCUGCUCAAUUUUCUCAAGCAUAAGGAUUACCUCAACAAUAAAAUCCAUUGAUGCAAGCUCCAGGAUUCCAAUUCGCUAUGACUCAACCUAUGUAUAAUAGCACAAUCGGACAACCCUAAGGACUCAAUAAUGCCCAGCCUUUUAUGUACAUGCCAAUGUAUCAACCACCUGUUAUAGGAGGACUUGGUGUUCAAGCUUCAUUAGCUACUCAAUAAAGCACAGCCUCUCAAUCAACUCAAUAGCAUGAAGAAAGGAAAUGA
Molecule: messenger RNA, 1893 nt
Organism: Stylonychia lemnae
Lineage: Eukaryota; Ciliophora; Spirotrichea; Sporadotrichida; Oxytrichidae
Source: the annotation of a GenBank genome assembly